UGGCAUCUUCAACAUAACAACAACCAACAAACAGAGAAACCAGAGAACAUCUUCUUACUAGGCUCGUUAUCGAAACACCAAGCUAUACUGUAAACGCACCUAAGUUAUCUCCAACUCAUCACGAUGUUUGAGCACUUCGAGCCGCGCCAUAUCCCCGCACUCUUCACAGCGACCGUCAUGACCUUUGGCGGGAUGUGGUCAUUUCUAGACGCGCGAGCCGCCAUGCUCGAGUUCGGCCUGCCAGAUCGCAUUGCCAGCACGCCCGCCGCUGCUGCAGUGAUGCUUAUCAACAACGCCCGCACCACUUCCUUCGGCAUCUGCAUGUAUACUCUUUACUUUCGCCGCGAACUAGUCGCGUGCGAUACCAUCCUCGCCGUCCUGGGCGCCUAUGCGGGACUGGUUGAUAGCUAUGUCGUGUGGAAGGAGGGGAAUCCUCGUAAGGCAGCUUUCCGCCUUGUGAGUUCCGGCUUGCUUUCUGCUGUUGGGUUUGCUGGGUGGACCGCUGGCCGUUAAUAUGUUGGAUACCACCAAUGCUACGUCAGUACACUAGGCUCUACGAAGUUGGGACAGGGGUCUCUCCAUCACCUACUUAAUAGGGUAUGUACUAGAGCUUCGGUACCGAGUGGAUAAUUCAUAGUUGUGGAUUAUACGGCUUUUUAUAUUAGGUGCCUGUUAUAUGCAUUAUAAAUUCUAGAUUAUAGCU
Molecule: messenger RNA, 703 nt
Organism: Daldinia loculata
Lineage: Eukaryota; Fungi; Ascomycota; Sordariomycetes; Xylariales; Hypoxylaceae
Exons: 2
Coding region: 124-513 (129 amino acids)
Source: RefSeq, a predicted model, not a curated record